AUGCUCUAACGGACUCUAACGCUGUCGAAAUGGUGUGGGAAUCAUCUUCGCAAACGGCACCCUACUCGCAACUGCGGACUCAAUCCUUGGUCAGCAUCCAUGAAGUCGACGGCAUGGGGGUCACAUGGUCUCCGACUGAAGAUCCCGUGUCACGGGAUGAACGGAGAGCAGCCCUGUCCUGGUUGCUGCAGAGCCCUGAUGCCGAGGUGCGAAACGUCUUGGGCAUUUUGGCGGAGCGAAAGUCCUGGCUGCUCAUGCAGGCCCUGGAUGACGUGAAGAAGGCGGGCGCCAGUCCCAGACCGCACGCGCCACGCGAACCGACCCCCAGGACACAUCAAUACUCCAAUCGCAGCUUGCUGGUGGCUCCGUCCACAAGUAUCAGGCGCACCGUAUUGGAUCCCACGGGCGGCUCGAUGAGCGACCAGGUGUCGCACAAACGCAGCGAGCCCAGCUGGGAGAACUGCACGGUGCAAUUUUCCUCGCCGGUCUACCUGGUGGGCGAAGAAUCGGAAGAGGUGGUUCUGGAUGUGAUCCGUGUGGGGCCAACCAACCGAAAGUGUGAGGUAGAAGUGCACACGGCCAGUGGCAGUGCCAAGGAGGGCGAAGAGUUCCGGGCAGAGCACCUGACUUUGUCCUUUGAGCCCGACGAGGUGUUGAAGUCGGUGCACGUGGAACUCUUUGACAACACUCGUUGGGAUACCCACAUGGAGUUUUCAGCCAAGCUGAUGAACCCCCUGGGCGCAGUUUUGGGAGAGUACCUCUCAGAAACACAUGUGCGCAUAAUCGACGACGACUGGUUCCCGUCCAAUCGCUUCAAAGAGGAGAUAGAGAACAAUGACUUCGAACAUGUGCGUGAGAAGCUCUUGACGGAUUACAUCUACCGGAACCUGAGCGAUCCGCUGAUUCGCAUCGGAACCAUCAAGAUGAUUCUGGUCGGGGCAUUCGACAGCUUUUUUAUGAUGUCCAAGCUCUUGGUUCAUCUCUACAUCCUGCAAUUCGUGGUGCGGGUGGACUUUCCUGAAACGGAGCUGCUUCUUGUGCAGGAUCGCCUGGGAAGUUUGUACCUUGCCAUGGCCUUCCUACUAAGCCUCUUCGGGGUGCAGCACUGGUUCCACUACAUCACCCCAACCUGGCGCGUGGCGGGCCUUUGUCGGCGAGUUUUGCAGCACGGCGUGCUUUCAGCUUUCCUGGUGUACAACGAGGAGUCGCGAAACCACGUCGACAAUGGUCAGAUCGUUAUGGCUAUGGUGUACGACGUACCCAACCUGGUCACGAACGGCUACAUGCACCUCGUGAACUUGAUGAACUCUGCCGGGAAGCUGCUGAUCAUUUUAGCCUUCCAAAUCUUCGUGCCGCCGCUCAUGGGAAAGCGGCCCACGCUGCUAGGCCUGGGUCCUGCCCUACUGAUCCCUGGUAUCACGUACAUUUUUCUCACCUUCCGUGCGCAGAGUCAAACGAAGAACCUGCGCGAGGCAGAGAACAAGGAAAGCGAACUGAUUUCGCAUGUCACGGAGACGGUUCGAACCUUCCGAUUGAUUUCGGAUUUUGGUAAGAGCUCCUCGGUGCUAGAAAAGUUUCUGGAGAAGAUUGGCGCCUACAAUGCCACAAUCCUUGCAAGCCUCCAACUGGGCGGCAACAAUGCGAAAUUCGUGGAGUGGUUGACGAUGCUGUCGAUUUCGCUGUACACCAUCUGGGGCGGUGUGGAGGUCAUCAACGGUGAGCUGGAGCUGGCUCUCUACGUGACCAACAUCGGCGUCUUCAACGCCGCAGGCGCCGCCGCCACCGAUUUGUGCCAUGUUCUGCUGGAAAUGCAAAAGGUAACGCCUUCUUUAGAACGCUUGGUGCGCUACAUCAACAUGCCCACGGACUUGCCAAAGCGCAUGGAUCUGGAACGGCACCGGCGUGUGGCCACCAGUCGUUUGGCCGCCGAGACCAGGGAUGACAUGGGACCAGGAUUCGUGCUGGAGAGGUUGCCCAUUAUCAUCAGUGAGUUGGAGUUUGCGUAUCCCGGCAAGUUGCCCAGAUCUUUUGGAGGGAGGAUGGAAAUGCCUCAGGGUCAAGUCCUCGCCGUGGCCGGCAAGUGCGGUCAGGGAAAGUCCACGUUGAUCAGGAUGCUGGCCGGGCGCAACCUGCCCAAGCUCUGCAGCGAGGACUCCCUGUUCUUCAUCCCGUCCCAUAUCAAGGUCCUCUAUGUGCCGCAUACGCCGCUCUUCAUCCACGGCACCCUCUACGAGAACUUGAUCUAUGGCGUCAGCGGAAAGAAAGGCCGAGAUGACAACAUGGACCGCGUGCUGAACAUCUGCGAGCGGCUCAUGUUGCCCCCGGUGGUGCUGAACGAGAUUAUGAAGCACGAAGUGAUCGAACACGAUUGGUCUUCGAAACUUUCUUCGACCCAGUGCCAGGCCUUACUCUUAGCUCGGGCCUUCAUCGCCAACCCAGAGCUGAUGUGCUUGGAGAAACCCACCGAGCAGUUCCCCAAAGAUCAAGCGGAGAAUAUCUGUGCGCUUCUGAAAGAACACGUGCAAGGACGAGGUUUGGAAGUGGAAGACGAAAAGAUGGCGCUGCGCAGGCCGCGGACCUGCAUCUUUUCGACCAUCCGUCUGAAGUGCAUCCACACAGCGGACACGGCGUACAUUGUGAAUCGUGAUGUGGGAAUACGGAUCAUGCCAGGAAAAGAUGUCACGGAAAGCCAUCUCGCCUUUCGUGAAUGAUCCGUGCUGCAACGAAGCGCUGGGAAAUCAAGUGGGACAAACAUGGGACAAACAUGGGAUAAACAUGGGGAAAUCCCCUUGUUUUAGAAGACUUUCUGCUGAGAGAUCUUUUACGCUGACAAAAAAAAUUACCGCUCCCUUGCCAGCGCAAUGUGCUGGCGGUAAGACACUGGCCCCUCUGACUGAGACGCAAGUCACUGCACGAACAUUAUCGCAGUUGGGAG
Molecule: messenger RNA, 2935 nt
Organism: Cladocopium goreaui
Lineage: Eukaryota; Dinophyceae; Suessiales; Symbiodiniaceae
Source: the annotation of a GenBank genome assembly